AUGGAUCCCGAGAACCGCGUCAUCCUGAACGUCGGCGGCAUCCGUCACGAAACAUACAAGCAUGUGCUGAAGAAGAUCCCUGCCACCAGGCUGUCCCGUCUGACGAAGGCUUUGGCCAAUUAUGAUCCGGUGUUGAACGAGUAUUUCUUUGACCGCCAUCCGGGGGUGUUCGCGCAGAUUCUCAACUACUACCGUACCGGUAAGCACAAGUUAAGAGUGUACAUUUCACAUGAACCAGCCACGAAACACAAUUCCGCGCAGGUUCAUUUAUGUGUGAAAUCGUUUCUGCGUCCUUCGUGA
Messenger RNA from Soboliphyme baturini, 300 nucleotides. The record is from the annotation of a GenBank genome assembly. Lineage: Eukaryota; Metazoa; Nematoda; Enoplea; Dioctophymatida; Soboliphymatidae.